CUCUUGUCUGUGCAUGCAUGAAGGCGCUUACUUCGAUUGAAUCUCACUGGAACAUUAGCUCCAGAGCUUGGUCAGCUAACUCAUAUGAAAAGAUUGGACUUCUUGUGGAACAAAAUAAGUGGAAGCAUACCAAAGCAGAUUGGCGAUAUUACUGCACUUGAGCUCCUGCUUUUGAGUGGAAAUCAGUUAACAGGUUCUCUACCAGAUGAGCUUGGUUAUCUUCCCAACUUGAGUAAGUUUCAGCUGGAUCUGAACGAGAUAUCGGGACCAAUCCCUAAAUCGUUUGCCAACUUACCCAAAGUUCAGCAUUUCCACAUGAACAACAAUAAAUUCACCGGUCAGAUUCCACCUGAGCUCUCUACCCUUCCUUUACUCAAGCACUUCCUUCUUGAUAACAACAAUUUGUCUGGGUAUCUUCCUCCGGAGCUUGCUCAGAUGCCUAGCUUAACAAUUCUUCAACUUGAUAACAACAACUUUGCUGGGAGCGUGAUCCCAGAUUCUUAUGGCCAGAUACGCAAGCUCAUUAAGCUGAGUCUGAGAAGCUGCGGCCUACAAGGAACAAUACCUGAUCUAAGUGGAUUACGACGACUUCUCUACUUGGAUAUUAGCCACAAUCAACUCACUGGAAAGAUAACGUCAAAUACAAUAUCUCAAAAUAUCACAACCAUUAUUUUAUCAAAUAAUCAGCUUAAUGGGUCCAUUCCGUCAAACUUCUCUGGGCUCUCUCAUCUCCAGAAAUUGUAUCUAGAUAACAACUUGUUGAGCGGAUUUGUACCGUCUACCAUCUGGGAUAAUAUAACCUUCACUUCAGAUACAAAACUUGAUAUAAAUUUUGAAAAUAAUCUCCUCUCUGAUAUUUCCGGCGUCCUUGAUAUUCCUCCAAAUGUAACACUCAAGCUUAGCGGAAAUCCUGUUUGCACAAACGCAAAUCAACGAAACAUCAGGCUGCUUUGUGGACCUAGCAAUGGAAACGAAGAAGCACCACAAAAUUUGGAUAAGCCAGUUUUAACUUGUCAACCGCAGUCUUGUCCGAUCCGAGACCACUUUGAAUAUGUCCCAACAUUACCAAAUGAAUGCUUUUGUGCUGCACCUUUUGGUAUUGGACUAAGACUGAGAAGUCCUAGCAUAUCAAACUUCCUUCCAUAUCGUGAUGAAUUUGAUAUGUUUAUAACAACAAAUGUGUACGUAAAGCCAAAUCUUACAUUGUACAAAUACCAGCUUUACGUUGAUUCAAUCGAGUGGGAAGCCGGUCCAAGGCUAAAAAUGUUUUUGCUCUUCUAUCCCGAGUACACAAAUAAUUCUAAUACAUUCGCUGAAAGUGAGAUUCAGGCUAUUGCAAAUACAUUUGCUGGCUUCACAAUACCUGGGAGCGAUAUAUUUGGCCCUUAUGAUCUUCUCAAUUUCACAGCUCAAGGACCUUAUUCAAAUGUAUUACUUCCGUCACUAGGAGGCGGUGGUCGAAGCAAAGGUGCGUUGGCUGGAAUAAUAUUAGGAUCUAUCUCAUGUGUCAUUGUCGUAGUUGGGGGUUUGCUGUUUCUCUUUCGAAAAAUGCGUCAAAAGUCGCAAGCUGAAGCUGUCAAAAAUCAACCCCUACCGAAAGUGACAAUGAAGAUGGAUGGAGUGAAGGCAUUUAGUUUUGAGGAUAUGCAAACAGCAACAAGCGGUUUCGUGAUAACCACUCAAAUAGGGCAAGGAGGAUAUGGGAAAGUGUACAAAGGAACUUUAGCAGAUGGUGUAGUUGUCGCUGUAAAACGUGCUCAACAGGGUUCGUUACAGGGUGAUAAAGAGUUCUACACAGAGAUUGAAAUGCUUUCUCGCGUACAUCAUCGUAAUCUGGUCUCACUCGUUGGGUAUUGUGAUGAAAAAGGAGAACAGAUGUUGGUUUAUGAGUUCAUGCCCAAUGGUUCAUUACAUGACCUCCUCUCUGCUCAAUACAGAGCACCUCUGAAUUUCAAAACAAGAUUGCAUAUUGCUUUAGGUGCUUCAAGAGGCAUCCUUUACCUACACACUGAAGCUGAUCCACCGAUCAUUCACCGUGAUAUAAAGGCAAACAACAUACUGUUGGACUCAAAAUGGACUGCCAAAGUCUCCGAUUUUGGGAUUUCGAGGCUUGUACCAGUAUCAGAAGACGCAAAAGGGGAUUCAAAUGCACAAAUAUCCACCAAUGUUAAAGGAACACCUGGAUAUGUGGAUCCAGAAUAUUUCUUGACCCGCAAGUUAACGGAGAAAAGUGACGUUUAUAGCCUUGGUAUUGUAUUUCUGGAGCUCUUAACAGGGAUGCAGCCCAUAUCACAUGGAAGGAACAUUGUCAGAGAGGUAAAUGCUGCGUGUGGAUCUGGGAUGAUGGUUUCGAUAAUAGACAGGAAAAUGGGGCCCUACCCUUCGGAAUGUGUGAAGAAAUUAAUGGCAUUAGCACUGAGAUGCUCUUUGGAUGAGACAAAGGAUAGGCCUACAAUGCAGGAGGUUGUAAGAGAGCUUGAGAAUAUAACAACAAUGUUUGAGCAGCAAUCAUCAACUGGAGGCACAGACACAGUACCAGAAAUGAAUGUAAUAAAUAGAUUCAGUCCAGGCAGCACAUCAGUGGGGUCCGGUCCUUUGUCUUCUGUGUAUGAUAGGAGGAGUCCAUAUGUAUCGAUGGAUCUCAAUAGCGGUGAUCUUGUUAGUGGUGUCAUCCCUACCAUUAAUCCUCGCUGAUCAUCUCCUCCUUCAAUUUUCCAUAUCUGUGUUUUUAUAAGUCCUGGUCUCACCGUUGUAUAUAGUAUGUAUCUUUCCAUAUCUGUGUUUUUACACCGUUGUAUAUAGCAUGUAUUGUUGUAUUUCAUGUGAUUUGAGUUAUUUAUUUUAUGUAUACAAGUAAACAGAACAUGAAUGGAUGAAUAAACCCUGUUUUUUUUUUUUUU
Molecule: messenger RNA, 2900 nt
Organism: Erythranthe guttata (spotted monkey flower)
Lineage: Eukaryota; Viridiplantae; Streptophyta; Magnoliopsida; Lamiales; Phrymaceae
Product: Leucine-rich repeat protein kinase family protein
Biological process (GO): protein phosphorylation
Molecular function (GO): ATP binding; protein kinase activity; protein binding
Source: RefSeq, a predicted model, not a curated record